AGGCUUGAAAUGUAUCGUAAUGAUGGACAAGGUUGGCCAGAAUCAAUGGCUCAAUCUGAGAGCGGACCCAAUCGGAAUCAAUCUGAGAGCGGACCCACAAUCAGCCCAGUCCGCCACGAGAGCACCGAUGACGGAGCUAAUUGGCGAAAAGGCAUCGCAUAUAAAUUGCCAUGGGCUGCCCUGUUUUUAUUUGUGGUCAUAUUUGGUGCGGCUCUGACAGUAAUUCUGACUGUGGCUCUCACAUCAAAACAGCCAAAGGGCAACGAUGAACUCAGGGUGAUGCAUUUCUCUAUGUACAAGGGAGAUAUGGGAGAUGAGGAGGUGAAGGUACCACCACCACGCUUGCAUUUGGUUUUAAGAGCUAAAAGGGAUAUCGAGGAAAAGUGCAGCCUCAAAAAGAAUGUCAAGAACACGGACAAAGCAAUAAGUGAGAUUGUCAAGAACAAGCCUUCACAGCAAUACAACUUCAUACUCUACGGUGAUUAUAUAGAAGAAAUUGGACCUCUGAAGUCUCUCGAUGCGAUAAAUGCAUUGAAGUCUAUAACGCCAAAGCGUCAAAACAAUACAGGUUUUAACCAAGCUGACGCCAUCAAAACAUUCCUCAGUAAGACGGAUAGAAAGAAGGAUAUAUUGGUGCAUUAUGCUCCAUGCAACUUUACAUACUCCGCGGAUGACCCAGAUAUGAAGGCACUUGCUGAGAUUGUAAAAACCGAGACAGGACUGAGCAAGAAGUUUAGCUUUGUGUCAAACACUAAGAAUUCAUCGGAGGUAGAAAAAACCUUCAAAGCCUUCAACAUCACAGAAGAUGUAAUGAAAAAAAUUGUAAUCAUCGGCUCCGACAAGGAUAUCGCUGAAGAAAUCAAAGAAGAAGGUUAG
This is a messenger RNA of Cylicocyclus nassatus, 876 nucleotides long. Lineage: Eukaryota; Metazoa; Nematoda; Chromadorea; Rhabditida; Strongylidae. The record is from the annotation of a GenBank genome assembly.